Molecule: messenger RNA, 12019 nt
Organism: Columba livia (rock pigeon)
Lineage: Eukaryota; Metazoa; Chordata; Aves; Columbiformes; Columbidae
Gene: ZNF827
Product: zinc finger protein 827
Exons: 18
Coding region: 4722-8744 (1340 amino acids)
Biological process (GO): positive regulation of transcription by RNA polymerase II
Cellular component (GO): nucleus
Source: RefSeq, a predicted model, not a curated record
AAGAGGCUAAAUCAUAGUUUCUCCAUUUUGUUAUAAUCCAAAUGCAUUUAUAUUACUAGUAUUAUUAUAAAGUGCCAGAAACACAUACAGUCCCUUGCAAACACGUUAAAUAGACAAGAGACUAAAUUCCGCCCGUGGUUACACUUGCACAUCUCCAGCAAAAGGGCUGUUACGCUGCAGAGCGCUCUCCCCAGGGAAGCUGUUUGAAAAGCCCUGCCAUUGUUCUAACAAAGCUCAGUGAUAAUGUAGUGCAUGACGAGAGUAAAUGGAAGAGUAUUUUAGUUCAGAUUUGAUGGCCUGCCCUUUCCAGCAUCUAAUAAACCAAAUCUCUUUUGUCCCCAUUUCCACAAGUAGCCCCAGUCUCUCAGACCAAAACUACAGUAUCUUAUUGGAACAAUGUCAGAAGUGGGAGGUUGUCACCUCUCUGACAUUUUCUUGCUUAAACCACAUUCUCUUUUGUGAUCACGAGGCUGUGACUUCUUUGAGGAAGCGUUUUGAAUUCUUCAAAGUUUAUUGAGUGCGGUUCCUGUAAAAUUCUUAUUAAACAUCCCUGUUGGAUGGUAAGUAAUCUGGAGUAGCACUGACAGGGACUGUCCCAUGGUUUUACAUUUGCAGGACCAGAGAAAGCAAUACCAGGAGAUGCAAGUGCAAGGCAGGCAGGUCUGCUUCGUGCUGGCAUCUAGAGCUGUUGCAGAGGUUGUGAAAGCUGCCUCUACAUUGUCCCCUGGCCAGACAGGUGGAGAGAGAGAUCUUCAGUGAGAAGUGAAAUUGAAUUUGUUAGUGUUUAAAAGGAUGUGUUGGAAACAAUUGGUGCAAAUGAGGCCUCUUGCCUGCUCCCCUGAGCAAAUUGCUGUCUCUGUGGAGCAUCAGCUUCUCAGUCCAUCAAAUUGCAGUAAUCAAGUCUGGAGCUGAUGGGGGCAUGAGUCACCACUUAAUUUUCUCAUCAAUGGAGGCCAAGUUUUCAGAAUAUUUUUAGAUGCAUUUCUGUAGAGAUUUCUGCCAGCCAGUGACCUGUAGAGUGACAAGAAAAUGAGCAAUAGCUGCUGUUGAAUCAGGCUCUGCUCCCUGCCGCCUACCUCACUGACUGCAGUUUUGGGCAGGGAGGGCAUGUGGCCUUUGGCUUCAUUAUGCAGAAAAGACCCCCACUGAGUUGAUCCCAAGACCUGGAUUUGCUAAGUAAUAACAUAACCUGUUAAUUCUUAGGAUAUCUGGUAGGUCCAAAUCAGCUGUGACUCUGCACUGCUAGCCCAGACCAGAAGCUGGCACGAGAUGAGAAAUAGAUGGUGAUCCCUGUCCAUAGAGACAGCCAGGACCUGACAGAUGCAGCAUGUAGAAGAGGCCAUGCAUCUCACAUGGAUCCCAUGCUGGUGCAUAUUGUCUGCUCUUUACCUGUCUUCAAAGUAGCCACCUGGCACAACCAUUUUUCACCCAGUUCAGAAGAAAAAAAAAUCCUUUUUGGAUGACAUCCUCUGUGGGUGUGCUGCAUCCAAUGUAAUUGUAACAAAGUCCAGGGCUUGCAGGUGUUAGCAUGCUGAUACUAGUUCAUGUCUAUAAGAGAAAAAUGACUAUUUAUGGUCAGUUUUCUUAUUAAACAGUUCCAAAUUCUGAGGAGAAUCAACUCCCUUAGAAGAAAAUGGGCUGCCUCAAAGGAAAGACCAUUUCAUUGACAGGAUUAAAAAAAAUUGUGGAGGUCAUGUGAGGACUGGCCUUUUGCCAGAAGAAUUGCAGAAAAUAAAAUUUGAGAGUCCCAUGACAAUAAUCGGGUAUGAAAUUCUAUUGACAAAAGCUUUUGCAAUUCUGUGCUCCUUCUGUUUCUUGGCAUUGUGACUCCAGUCCUUCGCCAUUCCUUUGCUGCACAGCCCAUGCCCAACAUGUUACAAAAUUGUAUCUUAUUUCCUAGUGCAUUCCGCCUGUAAUUUUGCCACUUCUUUGCCAACGGUGUUUGACAAAAUAUAUAGUGUCUUUUUUUCCCUAUCUUCAACCUAAAUUCCACACACACCCCCUUUUUUUUAACUUCUCCCAGUUAACUGUCCCUAACUGAACCUGUUGGCGUCAUCACCAAGAUGAUGCUCUCAUCUGCUUGGAGAGCACCUCUGAGAAGAUGCUCUCAGAGACCUCAUCCCAUAGCAGCAUGACAGGAUAACUGUGACCGAGAAGCCAGGGCAGCUUUCCAAGACGCUGCUCAAGGAAGCAGAAAUCAGCCUUUUGUGCUGACACUGAAGAACUUUACACAUCAAAUUAUGAUUCUCAUGUUCUUCGUUAGGAUUCACAGCUCCCCUGGACAAAAGUGCCUGCGCACACGUGGGCCCACAGCUCACCACUGUAUCCAGUAUAUAGUCGCUGGAUACUCCUUUGGGCAAUCCUCUAGUAUUGUGUGAUAUGUUUAACCAAGUUGUUCAGCAAAUUCUCGCCUAUUCUGCUUCAUAAUAUUGCUUUAAAUUAGAGAAAUUUCAGGAGAACCUCAGUAUUUUUAUUUAUAAAAAUGACAAAAUAUAUAUUUAGUUAAAUAUUUCAGAUCACAAUUUGUAUGAAAAAUUAACUGUAACUUGCAAACAGUGGCUCAGGACUAAAAAAGAUACAGGUAGAGGAUUUGGCUCACUCCUUCACUCUACCCCUUCCCCAAAACAUACCCACAGUCUUCCAGGUACCUCACAGUGAGUUGUUUAAAGCCCUUUUCAGAAAACCCCUACACCAUCUCUGUAUAGGUGCAACUCCCUGAUAAAUAAAAUAUAUCCCAGAGGCAUAACAGCGUACUGAAAAUAAGAGUGUGACACAAUUUCAGCCACCUAAUAUGAUAACUCUAUUUGAUGCAGCUCACAGAGUGCUAAUGUGGGAAGCCUGUCUCUUGUCAGCUCGUCGGAUCUCUCCCCACGCCGGAGCUGAAUCCCGCAGCCACACACAAGCAGCAGCGUGGGAGCGGGCCUUCCCCAAGGCCCCGGUAAUUUUGUCACCCUGUGCUCACAAACUCCCCUCUUUCUGACCCCAAAUGUUAAAAACAUCGCUGAGUUGUGAGACAUGGGAUGUGUGAGUCGGGGGAGCAGAAUGAAAGCAGAUGCUGCCUGUGGAGUCUGACUUUGUCGUGUUUCAGAUCAGGAAACACGUAUUUGUGAUGCGUAACACUAAUGUAUAACCUCUCUGAUUAUGAAGGCCAUAAAGAGCUUUAUGUAGCUAUACUACCCGAUGUCAAUGUUCCCAAAUGAUCUCAUUUAAAUUAUCCAUCAGGACUUCAUUUAAAAAGCAAGAAAACUCAAGUCUUGCUGGCACCAUUUUUUUAGAAGAUUUUUAGGUAGCUUUUUAAAUUAUUAUUAAACGUGCAUAUCACGUGUAGAAAAACUGCUUAUCACUUGUAACAGGAUGUGUAUUAAACCAUUAUAUUCUAUGUUAUUUAGGAAUAAAUUUUGCCUCUUUAGCUCUUUACUUUUGACAGCAAACUCUCCCUGCUAAUUCAUCCUGUUUGGAUUUUUUGCUUUGAUUUAUAUAUAAACAUGUUCCAGUGUAUUGCAAGCAGCAGCUCCUAUGUUUGAAAAAUAAAUUUAUUGAGAAAUUUCAAUCUUUUCCAAUACUAGUGAAAAUAAAACAAAAUUUAGUCUGUUAAGAUAGUAAGUGGUAUUCUUUGGAUAGCUGGUGCUUGGAAUGUACUUUAAUUUUUUUUCAGAAGCCCAAAUUUAGGAGUUUAUUGUUGUAGCAACAAAAAGUUUGCUCUGAACAAUCCCAGAAGAACAAUACAUUCUCAGAAGGAAAAGAGUGUUUACCGCCAAUAAUUCAGCUGCUAUAAAUUAUGACUGUAAAGAAAGAGAAAAGGGUUACUUUUUAAAACUUGCUGCCAGAUUCUGGUUCCAAUGAUGCUGAGUAAGGUAAGUAAUGUUCUUUUGAUUAACAGUCAAGCCUUGAGUGGUGUCGUUUAAAGAAGAUUUUAUUAAGCUUUUUUCUCAAAUCCAUCUUUUUUGUUCUAUUUUGAAUGGACUCCCAUCUGAGGAAAACUCUCAGUUACCUUUUAGCCUACAUUAAAUUCACACUGGCAAACAUAUGAGAAUUAUUAAUUUGCUCCAGAAAGAACUAAUAGACUUUGCCAAAUAAAUCAUGCAAAUGACCCGGUGAGCUAUUCAUCUCUUCUGCAUAUUAUUGCUUAAAAAUCAUGAUAGUUUCCCCUUAAAAAUCAAAAGUCAAAUCAGUACUUUGACUUCCAGAGACGAAUUUGGACUUGUGGUUGUUUUGUGCCUUAUUUUUUCUUGUUUGCAGCUCAGAAAAUCACAGGGAGCCGGUGAGCGUGGUGGAUUGCUGCCUUCCAGGAGUCUCUUCACUUGUUCCUGCAACUCUAUGUUAGGGCUGCAUUCUUUGCUUUAACGGGGAUUCUGCAACUCAGCCAGCCUGGAGAUUGGUAGUAACUGCACUACCCUUGGUUACUCUGCAGUGGGAGGGCCAUGGUGUGGCCACCCUUCUCUUGAAAGUGAAGAUGUUUAAGACCGUCAAGCUCACCUGUGCAAGUUCUGUAUUGGGAUGCAGCAAAGGAACGUUGAUAUUUCAGUGGAAACUGGUGUAAACUAAAGUUCAACUCUGGGUCGUGGUCAGCAGCACACCAAAGUGCACACAGGACCCGACUAUGAUCACCAUUUAAUCUGAACACUCCCUUGUGUCAUGAGGUCUAAGGAACACAGCGCAACUCUGCAUGACUGAAGAUCAAAGGAGCUGCAGGAGAAAGGAAGAAGCUAAAAGACAAGUUGAUGACGUGCAGUCUUUCAUACUGCAGACCACUGACUAGUGAACUCCAGGAUAAAGAUGGUACCAGACAGGAAGAAGUGGAAGGUGAACUCAGUGAAGAAGAACGCUGGUUUGGAAAUUCUUCAGAAACUCCUUCAGAAGCAUCAUAUGGAGAAGUCCAGGAGAACUUUAAGUUGUCUCUUGAGGACAGAAUCCAAGAACAGUCCACUUCUCCAGAUACUUCUUUGGGAAGUGCAACUCCUAGCAGCAACACAGCAGAGCUGGGAACCAUUGAAAAUGACGCACUAAGAGACACGUUACAGAGCAAAGAGCACCUUUCUCCUGAUGUGUCGUCUCUGUGUGAAGAAGAACCUCCUGGGCCAAAUAAGCCACUGAGUAGUAAUUUGAGGCGGCUGCUGGAGGCUGGCUCCCUCAAGCUGGAUGCUGCUGUUACAGUCAAUGGCAGAGUUGAGUCCCCUGUAAAUCUCGGCUCAAAUCUCUCCUUCUCUCCACCUGCUCAUCAUGCCCAGCAGCUGAGUGUUCUUGCCAGAAAGCUUGCUGAGAAACAGGAACAAAGUGACCAAUACAAUGCAAGUAGUCACUUUAUUUGGAAUCAAGGUAAGUGGUUGCCAAACUCAACCACCACCUGUGGUUUGUCCCCUGAUUCAGCUAUCCUGAAACUGAAAGCUGCAGCCAACGCUGUUCUGCAGGACAAAUCACUUUCAAGGACUGAAGACACUGUAAGAUUUGAAUCCUUUUCCUCACCGUUUAGUUCUCAGUCAGCCAGCUCCACGUUAGCAGCUUUAUCUAAGAAAGUAAGUGAAAGAAGCAUGACUCCUGGGCAGGAGCACCCGCCUCCAGCUAGUUCUUUCCUUUCUCUGGCUUCUAUGACCUCUUCAGCUGCCCUUCUCAAGGAGGUUGCUGCAAGGGCUGCAGGCACUUUGUUGGCUGAGAAGAAGAAAUCACUGGUUGCUGAGGAUCCCCUGCAGCUUUCAGAGAUGAAGCAAGAGAAAGCAACUCCACCACAGUCUUUGGAAUUAUUGUUACUGCCAGUCCCUAAGGGAAGAGCAUCCAAACCCACUAAUACAGCCUCAGAAGAAGAAGGAGGAAAGCCUUUCCAGUGUCCCAUCUGUGGCUUGGUUAUCAAGAGGAAGAGUUACUGGAAACGGCACAUGGUGAUUCAUACAGGUUUGAAAAGUCAUCAGUGUCCUCUCUGUCCAUUUCGCUGUGCACGCAAGGACAAUCUCAAAUCACACAUGAAGGUUCAUCAGCACCAAGACAGGGGCGAGACCUUUCAAUGCCAGCUAUGCCCUUUUACCUCCUCCCGCCACUUCAGCCUGAAACUCCAUAUGCGUUGCCACCAACAUUUCCUCAGGACAGAAUCCAAAGUGAAGGAGGAAAUACCAGAAACUGAGGUGAAGGGGUCACCACAGUUAAAUAGUGACUCCUGCCCGGGACCACAGAGGGAAGGAGGUGGACCUGACCUUACGGGAUCAGCAUCUGUAUCUAAAACACCCGAUGUGGCUGGGCAGCCUAGUGGAGGUAUUCCACCUUUACUGGUGAAAGAAGAGCCCAAAGAUGACAAUGGCAUCUCAGCUGCACCUUUUGCUCUUAACACUGUUGACAGAGCCCCCAACAACACAAAGCUGAAAGACUCUUCUGACUUUGUGGUCAAUACAGCAUCAGCACUAUUCAGCCAGGACAUCUCUGUCAAGAUGGCAUCAGAUUUUCUUAUGAAGCUGUCAGCUGCAAAUCAAAAAGAGCCUUUGACUCCUAAAUUUAAAGUGAAAGAUGAGCCGAAGGAUGAGGAAGCUGCAGGUUCAGCCUUGUCUCAGUCCAGCUACGUGUUCAGCCAGGAAUCCGAAGCCUCAGCUCCAAACAUCCCUGAGGAGAAACUCAAGUCACAGGAAGCACAGACAAAUGUGAUGAGGCAGGACAUGUCAGUCAAGGCAGCAUCUGAACUCCUCAUGAAACUCUCAGCUGAGAGUUACAAGGAAACCCAGAUGGUGAAGAUAAAAGAAGAACCAAUGGAAGUUGACAUUCAUGAUUCGCAGGCUUCAGUGUUACCCAGCCAACCCAGCCAAAAUGUUGGCUACAGCACUUUACUAGGGCGAGACAUUAGUGAACACAUACAGAAGGCACCAGAAGGUCGUGUGAUCCCGGACAGAAAUCUCUUCAGCCAAGAUAUAUCAGUGAAGAUGGCAUCCGAGCUGCUCUUCCAGUUAUCAGAAAAGGUGAGCAAAGAGCACAACCACAAUAAAGAUAACACCAUCAGAACUACAGCCAGCCCUUUCUUUUCUGAAGACACAUUUAGACAAUCACCGUUCACUUCCAACUCAAAAGAUCUCCUGCCUAAUGAAACUACUCUUCAUGGAAGAACACCUGCACCAGAACCUGAAAAGCUGGGACUGGAGGUGGGAAAUGGAUUGCCAUCUUGGAAAUUUAAUGACCAGCUCUUUCCCUGUGACGUGUGUGGAAAAGUGUUUGGUCGACAGCAGACUCUGUCCCGCCAUCUCUCACUGCACACAGAAGAGAGAAAAUACAAAUGCCACUUGUGCCCCUAUGCUGCUAAGUGCCGUGCUAAUCUGAACCAGCACCUGACCGUCCAUUCUGUGAAGCUGGUGAGUACAGACACUGAGGACAUUGUCAGCGCUGUCACUGCUGAAGGCAGCGAUGGAAAGAAGCACCCUUAUUACUACAGCUGUCAUGUGUGUGGGUUUGAGACGGAGAUGAAUGUCCAGUUUGUCAGUCAUAUGUCCCUCCAUGUGGAUAAAGAGCAGUGGAUGUUCUCGAUUUGCUGCACAGCAUGUGAUUUUGUCACCAUGGAAGAGGCAGAUAUGAAGGCUCAUGUCAACAGCAAGCACACAGCUGAAGAGAGGAAGACACCCAGUGAAUCUAACAGUCCGUCGUCAUCUUCACUGUCAGCACUGAGUGACUCUGCCAACAGCAAAGAAGAUGCAGAUGUAACCCCAAAAACCAAGGCGUCAAACAACCUGCUGGUCAUUUCUGUAGUGCCUGGUAGCCAGACCUCAGUGAACACUGAAGAGAAAACAGAGAAAGGCUUUGAGUGUGUUUUCUGUAACUUCGUCUGCAAAACAAAAAAUAUGUUUGAGCGCCAUCUGCAAAUCCACUUGAUCACACGGAUGUUUGAGUGUGACGUGUGCCACAAGUUCAUGAAGACACCUGAGCAAUUAUUGGAGCACAAGAAAUGUCACACUGUCCCCACCGGUGGGCUCAAGUGCCCGUUCUGCAUCUACUCCACUAACCGCCCCGCAGCGAUGGAGUGCCACCUGAAGACUCACUACAAGAUGGAGUACAAGUGUCGGAUCUGCCAGACAGUGAAAGCAAAUCAGCUGGAGCUGGAGAUGCACAUCCGAGAACACCGCCUUGGCAACCAUUACAAGUGCGACCAGUGUGGCUACCUGUCCAAGACCGCCAACAAGCUGAUUGAACACGUGCGUGUCCACACCGGCGAGCGCCCUUUUCACUGUGACCAGUGCAGCUACAGCUGCAAACGCAAAGACAAUCUCAACUUGCACAAGAAACUGAAGCAUGCUCCACGCCAGACUUUCAGCUGUGACGAGUGCCUGUUCAAGACUACCCACCCUUUUGUCUUCAGCCGCCACGUGAAGAAGCACCAGAGUGGGGACUGCUCCGAAGAGGAGAAGAAGGGCCAGUAUUCAACCUCCAAGGAAGCCAGUCCACUCCUACCAGUGAACAGCUCCAGAAACCUCCUGUCACCCCUCUCCGUUAUGUCUGCCUCCCAGGCUUUGCAAACAGUGGCUUUGUCAGCUGCACACGGCAGCAGGGCAGAGCCAAACCUGGCAGUGAAAGCCUUGGCCAUCAAUGGCACUUCUCUGUGCUUUGAUAAAUACUGGAACUCAGAGUUUGCCCACCUUAUUCCUUUAACAAUGUUUUUCCCCAAAAACCACUAUGAGCUCACAUUCCAUCCACCCAGACCUCAGACUGCACCAGGAGGUGCCUCUUCACCGAAACACUCCUUCCUUGCCUACCUUGGACUAACAGAAAGGGCAGAAACUGUCUGAGGGCAGUUACUUUCUGUACCAAAAAUACCCCAACAAACCCAGCAGGUACACAUUGCUGCAAAAUGUAGACCGAAGAGGUAACGAACACUUGUGCUAUAUCAUUAGUAAGGUUUAGAAAAUGGCUCUGUGUGUAUACUUAUUGCAUUGACAUGAAAGCUGCUUUAUUAAAUCUUUAAGAGGUGACCUACUGCAUACUUCUACCUUCAGAGGCAUGUUCCCAGUACUCUUAUCUAAGAAACUAUUUUGUCUUGUUAAGCUGAAAAAGAGUGUCCUUAAUGGCAAUCAGCACUUGUAAGAUUACAUAUUGAUGCAUUUUAUUUUUGGUCUUUGUGUGCGUGCGGGUGCGUGAAAGAGAGUCUGCCUGUAGCGUGCCAGGACGUUGCUUUUGCACAUCCCUUGUAGUGGCUUAUUUAAUUAUUAUUAUUCUUUUCCCCUUUUUUACACACUUGCUCCCUCCCCUCCAUCUCCCCCUGAACUGUAGAGUUGCGCGACGCUUAGUUCAGGGUGGCUCAGUGUAUUAUUUCAGUGCUGUUUGCAGCUUCCUUUAGUUGUUUGAUGCCUUGAACUCGGUCGUCAAGGUUUGAGGAUUUGGGGCAGGACUGAUGAGGAAGAAGUUGCUUUCAGCACUGCAGGAUGAGUGUGACAAUGACAAGCGUGUGUAUGUACACACACACGCACGUGCAGUGUGUGCAGUCUACACAGCCACACGGCAGGCCCAAUUCUUAACUGUUACACAGGUGUAACAAACACCUGCGCCUGGGCCAUAGCAUACAUCUUUUGUUUUAAAAGGGCAUAUAAAUAUUAUAUAUAUAUAUAUAUAUACUGUGUUAUGCAGUGGUUACCUUUUAGUUUGCAGGAACAACUUGUAUAACUAAAAUUCUAUGGUGGAAAAAAAUCCAACGAGGGGAUUUAAAAAAGGGUAUGGAUGAAUUCUGGGUAUAAAUACUCAGACUAAAAAAAAAAGGCAGUUUUGCACAGUGCUUUAGUCUUGCACUAGUUUGUUUCUCACUUGCAAAAAACAAAAAUUUUCUGUGGGCUGAAAGUAAGACAACUGUAUAUUUGAAAAGGUACCAGUAUCUUCUUUGAAAUAUGAAGCUAUAAAAAUAUGCUGUUUGAACCAUACAGUUCUCUUUUAUACCCUCAAUAUUUCAAUUGUACUUGCAAAUUCUACAGUCCUAUUGAUACCCUCCAUGUUAUUAGUAAUACUUUAUUCCUUUUUGUUAAUGGCAGACAGAGCGUACGCUGCUAGGAAGCUGACUUUAUACUUGUUUAACCUUCCUACUUGUGGUCAUUAAAAUGACAUGUUAUAUGUAGCACUUUAUUGCAGGAAGAAGCAAAUGCGGAUUGGUUGUAUAACCUUUGUUAAUCUCAAAAAUGCUAAAAGUGAUCGUAAAGAAGAGAAGCUAACUGACUGUUAAUUGAUUUGUGUUUCUUAGACAACUUAAUAUCCAGGAUUAUAAUUACUCUGCAUUAAAAUUGGAAGUAUAUAAAGUCAGAAACCUUUGAAAAUUAUCAUGUGAUUUACAGGAAUGUGUUCUUACUGGAUUCUUGUUUUCCAUGGUGUCUCUUGGAUUCGGAUCUCGUUGUCUUUCACCAGGUGCUAGAGAUGUCUGACCUACCUUUUGUCAGAGUCCCCUCUCUGUCCCGUGGCCAAGCCACCGUAGGAGGUGCCCUGAGUCACAUCUAAUGUGCUACACACCCACCCUCACGCUGUCCCGGAGGAACUUGUUCUGCAGGUGCUUGUGGGAUGGGGGGGAUCUGACAGGCCACUUGGAGCCAGCCCCUUGUUUGUGACAGCACUAGAGCAACACCCCAGGUCAGAAAGGUAUUUCUGGUCCACAGGGGCUCUUAGCCAUAUGCACAACUAGAAACACAAUCUCAGUCUUCAUUAGUUCUUAAAUGAAGCUUGUGUAGAGAUACAUUGUUGCUGCAAAACUUGAAUCACUUAACCUAUUUGCAAGAUUCCUACAUUCGUUUUGCACUGAGACGGCCAAACAUUCUCCACUGUCAUGACCAAACUCUUCCUGUUCAGGGAAGACACCCUGAUCUGUGCACUCCUGUUAACAGACUGCAAGCCACUUACAAGGGGAAAACAUCCAAAAUAGUAGCAGGUUGUCAUUUGGAAUUACUAAUUAAAGGACAGAGAAGUCCCACCAUUUUAUUUACAUUCCAGCAGACAGUUUUGGUUCUAAUGAGCAUGUGACAGUUCUGUCUGUCUAAGCAGCGAAGAAAAGCCAUCUGUUCCAAAGUACCUGUAAACCUUUGUAAACACCUACCUAACUCAGGGCCCUGUUUGCCAUGCUUUACUCAUUUACAACUCCUGGUUACUCCCCAUCCCCCACACCAGAGUACAGACAAAAGACAAAAUGCUAUAUCAGUAAAAAAGCAUAAAACACCGAGUCUCUCGACAGCAUGAAAUAUGCAAUUUGCAUCCAGAAACUCUACCAGUUCUUUAAAAUCCACUCUGUAUCUCAGACCCCCACCAUAGAAGAGCAAAGACUUCCAAUCAGCUUGUUUUUCAAACCGACAGGUAAAGUACAGCUGUCUAGGAGGAAGAAGUAGGAGUAUUAGUGGGACACUUUAUGUAAACCAAACUGCAGUUUGAAUAGGGCUGGAACUUCCAAGAACAAGCUGUCAGCACGUGAACGCCACGUGUUUGACAGCUGUACCCAGUAUCUGACAUAGUAAUGUUUAACGUACCUGGCAAAUUUGCUUAGCACUUUGGAAAGGAUAAAUUAAUUCUUUCUGGCAAGUUAUAGAAAUUUUCUCUGUAAGGAAAAGUGUGUUAGGAGGUUUUUAUUUUUUUAAGAAAAAAAAAAGUAUGGUAUUUAUCAUGCAUAUUAAAAUAAUUGGUUUGAAGUUCAAGACUAAAGAAAGGAAUGUUGUCCAGAGGUACCCCCUACUGACUAACGACCAACAGCUCUGAUAAAUUCCCCCCACCAUAAACGUAAUUUCAUACUGGUUUUCACUAUGCAUUCUUUAAUGAAAGCUAGUGUGUUUCUCCAUUUGGUAAUUCAGUUGAAGUUCUCAGCACUUUUUUCUUUCUUCUGUCUUUUUUUUUUUUUAACUUGUUGUAUUAUGUUCAAAUAUCAUUCUGUCAAGGUUUGUGUACAUUAAUAAAAAUUUGUAUUGUAUAAAGCUUUUUGCAUUAUAAGGCUGUACAGGGUCAUUUUGACAGUAACUGGUAUAUUCCUUUGCAUCUUAUGUUGCAUUGCCAAUUUCUAGUGUAUCCAGUUUGGAAGUACAAUAUACUCUAAUUAAAAAGGUUGACUAUA